Messenger RNA from Scomber japonicus (chub mackerel), 1149 nucleotides. It is a transcript of the gene ppp1r27a, whose product is annotated as protein phosphatase 1, regulatory subunit 27a. Lineage: Eukaryota; Metazoa; Chordata; Actinopteri; Scombriformes; Scombridae. The transcript is spliced from 3 exons. The record is from RefSeq and is a predicted model, not a curated record. The coding region runs from base 233 to 940 and encodes 235 amino acids. Gene Ontology annotation, molecular function: phosphatase binding.
CAUAACGAAGUGAAGAAAAGGACUUGAAAAGCACUUGUAUGAGUGACAGCAGGGAAUAAAUCAGCUGGAAACUAAAAGGAUAAAGAGGCAAGCGAGGAGAGGACAAUAAGGACACAAAGCAAAGGAUACUGCUCUUUUUGUUGUUGUUGGAUUGGUUUGACCCGUUGGAUUUUUCAUUCCCCUCCUCCUGGGCUGAACGCAUAGGGGGGAGGCAGCCAUAACCACUGCAAGGAUGAAGUACAACUACCACGUACCAGUGUCAACGUACACACGCAGCUCCCAGUACACACCAACAUACCACACACCUACCUAUUACACCCCCACACAUUACACACCAACUCACUACACAUCCACAUAUACCUCCAGCACAAAGUACACCCCGACACACUAUAGCACAACACAUUACACCCCAUCACAUUACACAUCCACUUACAAGUCUGCAUCAUCGUACGUCCCUUCAUAUAGCAAAGGGUCACGGUACAGCUCAACACGUCGCACACAAGCACAGGAAAUUCCUGCACCUGUGAUACCUGUCGCACCUGCAAAGAGAACUGUGCACUUCCCCAAUGACAUCAUCUUCCAGGAUAUUGUUAGACGUGGAGAUAUGGAGCAAAUUGGGCGGUUCAUGAGAGCGAGGAAGGUUCGUGUGGAUACACUCUUCCACUCAGGUAUGGCAGCACUACAUGAAGCUGUGCUAACAGGAAACCUGGAGGUGGUGAAGCUGUUGGUGAAAUAUGGAGCUGAUGUCCAUCAGAGAGACGAGGAUGGCUGGACGCCACUUCACAUGGCCUGCAGUGACGGCUAUCCAGAAAUUGCCAGAUAUCUCCUGUCAAUGGGCGCCAGCACAGAGGCCGAAAAUGAAAAUGGAGAGAAGCCUGUAGACCUCAUCGACCCAGACUGCACAGAGCUGGUCAAAAUGUUUGAGACUGGCUGUGUGUGAAUUUAGGCCCCCAGAUGGACCCGGCAGGAGAGAACAAACACAAAGAAAACAUGGAGAAGCUGAGCAGCUACAACCUUCAUCAUCAUACAAUGCCAAACAAACUUAUAACAGGGCGGAACAACGCAGCUGCUGCAUCUUGCAGAUCCUGUUGAGCAAGAUGGCAGCUCUGUUUAUAGCACAAAUUGCUGUGAGAUUUAUAUUUUUGUAAU